AUGCUCCACUGUCGACCUCGCGGUAGGGACAGAGGCCAACAAUCUUCCUUCAUCCCUGAAUAUAGCUCUAAGAACCUUGAGGAAGUUUCAAAAGAGGCCCAAAGAUUACUUUCAGUUUUCACAAAGUCUUCAACAAAUUUACCAGAUGAGCAAGACUUGGGAUUUUCGGAUACUGUUACCCAUGGCCAUUCCGUGUUACAUCCGGCAAGUGUCGAUACGGCCCGGCGCACACCACGCAGUGCUCUAGACCCUCUAGAGCCAAAAGAUCUGCCGCCUAACUGCUCUUCCUCCGAAUCAUCUACCACAGAACAAAAUGAUCAACCCGGUCCGACAGAAUGUGUGGCUGUGUUGGAUUCAAGUCAGAAUGGGAGAGACGGAUUACCAGUAUCAUGUCCACCCAUUAAUAUGACCCCUCAAACGGGCUUGUCAUUAUUAUCGUCAAACUCACUGGGAUGGAGUGGUCAAAUUCAUCCUCACAUUAAAAACCUGGACAUUUCCUCUACAACCUCAAGCUCACCCCCACAUCCCUCUGAUUCACCCUUGCAAAGCCUCGAUGACCUAGCUCCCAGACGUUCUGGUCGGGCCAAAAAUACACCGAAUACCUAUAACGUACGUGUGUUGCUUGGGCUGGAGUUGAAUGAGGCCUCCAGGAAUUCUCAAGAGGUAGCCCCUCGAGUGUCUCGGGCGUCUCGAGCGCCUCGGGCGUCGCAUGAAUCCUCUCCUCCCCCGGAUACUCUCCCGAGCUUCGACUUACUUAACAAAGACCCUACUCGCAGAACUCCUCUUAUCAAGAAACUAUUGUGGGAUCGGGAAUUGUGUGGUUGUGGUUCCAGCAAACGGAUUCAUGCAGAUUUAACAUCGGAUAUCAAACCCUGGAAGUCAUGGAAAGGUGCUUCAGAUGAUGUAGUGGCUCUUGCUUGGUCUCCUGAUUCCACCAAGUUUGCAGUGGGAGCGACGGCUCAACCUGACGAGUACAAUCGAAAGUACAAUUUACUUUUGGGUGACCUUGUCAAUAAUGAGCUACACGAGCUCCCAGACCACUGGAUCCCUCGUCCCCCUUCGUCGACUACUACCGAGGAGCGCUUGUACACCAGCGUGGCUGAUAUGCAGUGGGCUGGUGACCGACUCUACACCGCCAGCUACGACAAUACAGUCAAAAUCUGGGAUGUUGGUGCUCAUAAACCUCCAAAUUGCCUUCAAACAUUAAGGCAUAACUCUAAAGUGGUGGUGAUGGCUCUUUCAAAGAAACACCCAAAGCUUAUUGCCACUGGUACCGACUCGUUCCAUCUAUGGCAUACCCAGGAAGACCAGGAUCCCACUUGCGUGGAUUUGUCCAUUGUCCGGAGCUCUCGCCAGAAAGUCAUUGACCUGGCACCAACAACUCUUGCAUGGGGCCAUACCGCAUCAACGGAUCAUUUCUUAGUUGGUGGCAUGGUGGAACGAAUCGUGGAUGAAUACAAAGUCCCCCACUAUGGCCAUCUAGGACUAUGGGCUGUAGGUCAGGGAUCUGUGACACCACGCAAACUCAGCCCCGAUUCUCAAAACAUUUUUGAUAUCAAAUGGCAUCCAUUCUUGCCUAAGUUUGCUGCUGCAACUACCUAUAGCCAGGCAAUGCGCCUCCCAUUGAAGACGCGAACUGUUGUACAGGUGUACGACUACAUAGAUGAUAAUUUUAUUGUCACUAGUCGUUUUCCCUGCCCAGCUGCCGAUGUCAAUGAAACGAGCUUUUGUCCGAUGGAUUCUACAUACAUCACAGCUAGCUGCACAGAUGGUCGAACAUAUGUUUGGGAUGUUCGUUGGCCCGGCAAAAACCUCCAUCAACUUCGACACGGCGAUCCUCUGCAUCCGCUCAAUCACCAGCAGCCUCGGGAGCUGACUGAUUACGGAGUCUCCAUUGCUCUGUGGGGAACGGCCAUUGAUCAGUUUUAUACCGGUGGCUCAGAUGGGGUUUUGAAACAGUGGGAUAUUCGUCGAUCCCCCGAAGACGUGCUAGUGGCCAAUAUAGCCAAUUUUAACGAGGGUAUCACUAGUGGAGCCUUUUCGGACGACAGCUCUCAUCUGCUCCUUGGGUUUCAUGGCGGGGGCAUUCGGGUACUUUCUUCCGGGCCUUGUUCAGACCCUGACAUCGAUAGGUUUGAGUUCAAGGGUGCCCCCGAACCUAUGUCCGAGGAGAUUUCUGGAUGCGAGGCAAGUAGAGCACUUGUGGCUAGUGCAGAGAUCGAACGGCAUCCGAUUUGGGGACCCGGGCAGGGAUCUAAUUAUAAAGGCCCUUAUGCUCGUUGGGCACGUGGCCUCGGUGAGGAUACACCUCUCGAUCAAGUGAAACGAAUCCCCCUCAAGGAUGAAUACCAACUUCGUCAGCUUUCCGGGCCAAAGGUACAAGCCGAGAACAAACUUGACCAGAAUGCAAGAAAUGAGCUCCAGAUGCAGAGAGAUGUUGCUCGAGCACGGAAUGUUCGGCAUGAUACAUUGUCAGGGGAUAAGCACAGGCCUGAAGGGAAUAAGGACAGCCGGGAUAAAGGUGGGGUAGCUGCAGCUGAGAUUACAAGAAAAAGAAAAAGGACCCGAGAGGAGAAAGGGAAAGAGAAGCGAAAGAAGCAGUACCGUCCCCCAAAGUUCAGCGAUGUCGAAGUGAUAGACUUGGUUAGUGAUUCUCCGGAACCCGAGUCAAUACCUCGGCCAAAACGAAAGCCGUCAAAGCUUUGGUCUUCUAAUGAAAAUCUGGAAGAUGGACUUGACGACGACUAUUGGUGGCCAGAUAGCGGAUGCUAUGACGCCAAUAUUUGUGAUGAUGAUUGA
Penicillium verhagenii is the source of this 2799-nucleotide messenger RNA. Its product is annotated as WD repeat protein. Gene Ontology annotation, molecular function: protein binding. The coding region runs from base 1 to 2799 and encodes 932 amino acids. The transcript has a single exon. Lineage: Eukaryota; Fungi; Ascomycota; Eurotiomycetes; Eurotiales; Aspergillaceae. The record is from RefSeq and is a predicted model, not a curated record. Gene Ontology annotation, cellular component: TORC2 complex; TORC1 complex. Gene Ontology annotation, biological process: regulation of actin cytoskeleton organization; TOR signaling.